This is a messenger RNA of Micromonas pusilla CCMP1545, 1234 nucleotides long. RefSeq lists its product as uncharacterized. The transcript has 2 exons. The coding region runs from base 1 to 1113 and encodes 370 amino acids. NCBI's taxonomy places the organism in Eukaryota, Viridiplantae, Chlorophyta, Mamiellophyceae, Mamiellales, Mamiellaceae. The record is from RefSeq and is a predicted model, not a curated record. Gene Ontology annotation, cellular component: cytosol.
AUGCCCUCCAAAGUUCCGAGACCGUACCAUCGCAACUACACGUGGGACUCCAUCGUGUUCGGGGAUGGCGGACAAUUCGAAGGGAUGGUCACGAAAGAGGGCCAGAUAGACAAGCUCGGGUGCUUCGUCUUCGCAGACGGCGACCGAUACGACGGCGGCUUCCGCCGCGGCGCGAUGCACGGCCACGGCGUCUACUACUGGAAAAACGACGGCAGCACCUACUUCGGCGAGUGGGACGACAACGCGCAGCAAGGGUGCGGCGUGAAGUUUUACGGCAACGGCGCCAUCGAGUGGGGCGAAUGGAAGGACGACCAGUUCCUCGGGUCCUUCACCGGCGUCUGCGGAGAGACGCAGUCGUACGGCAGCAUGAACAACGCGCUCGACGUCGCGCAACGAGCGAGGAUGUUCAAGUACAAGCCCGACAGCGAGGUCACGAUGCAACUCCGCGCGUUCACGCCGUAUCAAGACCCGGUGGUGUACCAGGAGGGCACGGAGUGGCAAAUGCCGGGGUGGAGAGGGGAGCUGUACGAGGCUCCGAGCUACGAGGACCUCAAGGAGCAGCACCCGCGUCUGCUCUCGCAGAUGCAACGGCACAACGAGAUCUGGGAGCGGUCUUGGAGGUACUACAACAUGGACUACGAGGGCGAGAUGGCGGCGCGCGAGGCGAGAGGGAUCGACCCAGAUUCGUUGUCGAACGCCGAAAAGAGAGGCGACGACGAGGAGGACCCGGAGAAGCUCGCCGCGGAGGCGAGAGCCGCCAUCGAGUUGAAGAUGCGUCAGGCGGAGGAGGAGGACGAUUACGACGAGUACGCGUCCGCGGAUUCGAAGCCGAAGAAGGGCGGUAAAGAUAAGAAGGGCAAAGGGAAGAAGAAGGGGAAGGGCGGCGGGAGCGCCGCGGCGUCUCUGACGCUGUCGCUUCGGAACGCGGGGACCGCCGUCGAGCGCGCGUUCGCGGCGGCGUCGAGGUUGGCGUCGCGUCGGCCGGAGAUCGCCGCGUUCGCCGAGCGGCGGCGAGCGCGCGCGGAGCGCCGCCGCGCGGAGGAGGCGCACGAGACGCGGCGGAAGGUUGGGCCGUUCGCGUCGUUGUCGAUGUCCCUGCCGUUCGCGCGGUGAUGCGCGACGACGAUUCGAUCGAUUCCGUCGAGUAUCGCGGGGGUUUGGUUUGUCGGGUCGCGCGAAGGAAGGUGUUUUAAGCGACGCGCGCUCGGCGGAGUCCGUCCGUCACAAAACUACU